CCAGGAAAAAAACUGUCAGUCAACCACACUUCCACGCUCUCAAACACACCUACCUCCUCCGUUCCUCCGAUACAGACGACUGGAUACAGUCGUCUGUAUCUCGUGCACCUCUCCAAGGAAGUUUGAUUUAUUCAUUUACGUCUCUGCCUCUCUCGGAUAAAACUUUUUUUUUUUUUGGUUGUUGUUGUUGUAAUAUUUAGGGAUAUAUAUAUUUUUUCAUCUCUCAGCCCUCGAGAGGUCGUCUGGAUUUGGAAGAUAAUGAUGAUUCACUCGUCUGCGGUGACAAAAGGAGAGAAGAGUUUGAAUUGAUGAUCGACGAGUGGAAUUCAGUAAGGGGAUUUGUGAGGAGAAGAUCCAGGAGGAGGAGGAGGAGCGGCUGAUCGAAGGAGGAAGAGGAGGAGGAGAGGAAGAGUAUGGGCUGCUCCUGUGUGUGGAUCUUCCUACUGUCCCUGUCUCUCUCCCAUCAAAGAGUCACCGCACAAACUGAAGCAUGCAGGACGGUGGUGCAGGCAGACAUAGUUUUUCUGGUGGACGUCUCGUGGAGUGUGGGUCAGACCGGCUUCUCCAGAGUUAAAGGCUUCAUCUCGGCCGUGAUCUCCUCCUUCCGGGACAGUGUGGUGGGAGCCGAGGGGGUCCGCUUCGGCGUCACUGUCUUUGGGGAUGUCCCGAGGAUGCGGAUCGCUCUGACAGACUAUAGUUCCCUGGAGGAGGUGCUCAGAGCCAUCAGGGACCUCCCGUACGACGGUGGAUCCAGGAGGAUGGGUUCUGCCCUCCAGUAUCUGGUCGACCCUGUUUUCAGCCCCGCCAUCAGUCGGGAUCACGCCCCAAAGAUUGCAGUUUUGAUCACAAAUGGACCUUCGGACGAACAAGUUGACGCCACAGCCACAGCUGCGGCUGACAACGGCAUUUCCCUCUUUGCAGUAGGUGUGUGGGGAGCGGAUGAAUCGGAGCUGAGGAGGAUUGUAGCCCAGCCCCACGAGGAGCACCUCCUGCUGGCUGCUGACUACUCCCUGCUGGAGCCGGUCCUUCCCAAACUGUCCCGCAGAGUGUGCGUCACAGCUUCCGAACCACCACGUCCUGUGAAAACUUCCCAACCUGUUGAGGAGCGUGUGGUCGGCCCCAGAGACCUGCAGGUCAGUGAGUUUGCCCACAGCUCCCUCAGACUGACGUGGAGCCAGGCCACAGGCGACGUCACCGGCUAUCGCCUCCUGGUCGCCCCUCUCACCUCCAGGGGGCAGCUCCUCCCGCUGCAGCAGAGACAGAUCGAUCUGAAGGCAGACGUGAGCACAGCACUGGUCCCAGAUCUGAAUCCUAAAACAGACUAUUCCUUUACCGUCUAUGCCGUCUACCCCAACCUCAUAGGAGACUCUGUGACCAUCACCGGUCAGACAACCCCUUUACCCCAGGUGUCAAACUUCCGUGUGAUCGAGGAGGGUUUGUUCUCGCUGCGUCUGGGCUGGACGCCUCCUGUAGGGAAGCUCAACGGAUUCAAGCUCUUCAUCCCAAGAUCCAACCGACCGGGAUUUAUUUACGAGCAGCUGCUUCCUGGCGACACCUCCUCUCACGUGAUUGACAGCCUGGACGAGGACAAGAAGUACACUAUCAAUAUCUACGCCGAUUUCCCGCAGGGAACAGGCGAAACAGUUUCAAUAGUGGGCAAGACGUUGAAGCUGGUGCCAGUUCAGCAGUUCCUGGUCCAAAACGCCACCACAGACACCGUCCAGGCGCGGUGGACUUCAGUCAGGGGCGCCUCAGGAUAUCGUCUAACGUGGGCUUCUCCAGAUGAUCACAUAGAGAACAUAAACCUUGGGGACAAUUUUAACUUCUACAUGAUCCAGGGCCUCCACGCAGGCUCUGACUACACCAUCACCAUCAACCCCAUCUUUGGAGACACUGAGGGCCCCGUCACCGCCACCAAAGCCAAGACAUUGGAGAGCAGCGCAGUCCAGACCCUGAAGGUGUCGGCUGUGACCACCAGCUCUGCCGUCAUCUCGUGGAACAGCGUCCCCGGGGCCACAGGAUACAGACUCGCCUGGGGACCCACCCCAGAGUUUACCGGGCGGGACCGUCCCAGGCAGUUGGCUUUGAAUGGCAGCACCACGGACCACCAUCUGAAGAACGUGGCCCAUGAUACAGAGUAUGUCCUGACUCUCUACGUGUUGUUUGGAUCCCUGGUGGGACCGGGUAUCAGCGCCACCUUCAGAACCUCUCCUCUGGGCUACGUGUCCAACUUCAAGGUGACGUCCCACACCAGCACGUCCAUAGAUGUGGAGUGGAGUCCCAUCGUAGGGGCCACGGAGUACAAACUCACCUGGGACACAGAUGACAGCAGCCUGCAGUCCCGUUACCUGGACCGCAGUGUUCUCUUCCACCGCAUCGAGGACUUGAACCCGCAGUCCACCCACACUAUCACCAUCUCUGCAGUGUACGGCAACUCGGAGGGACCAGAACUCUCCUUGUCUCAGCUCACAGCUGCUGUCUCGGACUCAGAGCCGAUCCAGGCAGUGAGGAAACUGAAGGUCGUGGACAUUGGAGUGAACUUCUUCACCCUGUCCUGGAGCAAAACACCAGGGGCUUCUGGGUACAAAAUCUCCUGGAUCCCCUUCCUGGGGGGCGUUGAGAAGUUCCACCUGGCAUCUGCCGCCUCCACCAACUUCACCAUCCGCAACCUGCGGGAGAGCGCGGCCUAUAAGAUCCAGGUGUCGUCCAUGGUGGCCAACAGGGAGGGGAGCUCGGUUCUGGUCACUGCGAGGACCCUGGAUCUUCCCAAAGUGAAUGGCUUCGCUGCUCUGAACACGACGGACCGCAGCACCGCUCUGAACUGGACUCGAGUCGCUGGCGUCUCAGGCUACCUUCUCUCCUGGAGGCACAUCUCAGUGUUGGAGACCAAUUCAGAGACGCUGGGCCCUGGUUCCUCCUCCCUUAAGAUCAACGACCUCCUCUACGGCCGAACAUACAUUUUCACCAUCAGACCUCUGUACGGAGAAGUGGAGGGGCCUAUCAGCACUGUGUAUCAAAGGAUAUUGGGACCGGAACCUCCAGGGGUGUCGGCCCAGUCAGUGGCCGCCACGGCAGCUCCACAUCUCCCUCGCAUCACGCCUGCCUCAAAGGCCGCCACCGGCAGUCAGAAGGCCGGCAGGACGACACGGCAACCCAUCGCCGUGCCGCCCACUAAAAAAAAAAUAACCACCACAAAGCCUCCAGCUCGGCCAAGAGUCAUUGAGGCCAAAGAAGCAACAGUCCCCCUCGUUCGAUUAACCACAGUCAGUACGGGGACAACAGCUCCACCACGACCAGCAUGCGGUAAGAGCAAAGCAGACAUAAUAUUCCUAGUGGACGAGUCCUCCAGCAUUGGUGCUAAUAACUUCAUCAAGAUGAAGGACUUCAUAUUCCGUGUGACCACCUACUUCCCUGUGGUUGGUCCCGAGGGAACACAGAUCGCUGUGGUUCAUUACAGCGACGAGCCCCGAAUCGAAUUCGGUCUGAACGCCUUCAAAGAUAGAAACUCUGUGCUCCGGGCGCUCAGGGAACUGCGUUACGGAGGAGGCAACACCAAGACAGGAAAAGGCAUCAGCUACGUCCUGCAGGAGCUCUUCCAGGAGCCUCUGGGGAUGAGGCCGGAUGUGGCUCAUGUUCUGGUCCUGAUCACAGACGGCAGAGCCCAGGACGAUGUGCUGCCUCCCUCCAGAUUUGCCCGUGCUCUCGGCGUCAGCGUCCUGGCGGUGGGAGUUUCCAACGCAGACAUGGAUGAGCUGAACAAAAUCGCGGCUCCCACCAGCUACAAGAACAUUUUCUUCUCGCCGACGUUUGACGACUUUCCUUCCAUCGAGAGGGAAUUUAUCAAAACCAUCUGCAGUGAGGAGCUCCUGUCCGAGUUCAAACUGCACGAUGAGUCUGCUCAGCUGGACACCCCGACUGAGGACCCAGAGGAAAUGGUCAAACCUCAGGGUCCCUGCCUCUCCCAGUGUGUGAAGGGCCAGAAAGGUGAAAAGGGGAACGGCUUUGGUCUCGGAGGUCUGAAAUUCAGGCAAAGCCCUGGACAGUACGAUCCUUUCACUUCUUCCAAAGGAGAGACGGGAGAGAAGGGACCAGGAGGAACAGAUGGUGUUCCUGGGUUGCCUGGGCGACCAGGCAGAACUGGACCCCCAGGUUCUGCCGGCCAGCGGGGCUCUCCUGGCGUCUCAGGUGACCUGGGUCGUCCUGGACCGGCUGGUUUAAAGGGACAAAGAGGAGAGAGAGGAGAGCCUGGAUACGUUAUAGCUGGCACAGAUGCAAAUUACGUCCCUGGACGAAAAGGGGAGCCGGGAUCUUCGGGACCCCAGGGGCCUCCUGGUGUAUCAGGGGUCAAUGGAGCCACAGGGCUGCACGGUCAGCCAGGACCUGCAGGGUCACCUGGAAUCUCUGUCAAGGGAGAUUCUGGAGAGCCAGGAGCUAAAGGUUUACGUGGGAAACCAGGCGGGACAGGAGACAAAGGAGAUCCAGGACAAGAUGGUGCUGCAGGUUUGCCUGGUCCCAUCGGAAUAGAUGGGAUUCCAGGAUUACCAGGUCAGAAAGGAGUGAAGGGUGACGAAGGAAUUGGUAUACAAGGUAUCCAAGGUCCUCGUGGAGAGCAGGGAGAGAAGGGAAAUAUUGGCUUCACGGGAGCAGUCGGCCCAAAGGGCGACCUUGGAGAACACGGCAUCCAGGGAAUCAUCGGACUUCGGGGAAAGAAGGGAUUCAAAGGGGAGCAGGGAGACAAGGGAGAUCAAGGAGUGAUUGGACCAAUCGGACGACAAGGACCAACAGGAUUCACUGGACCCAUGGGGUUAAAAGGAGAUGAGGGUCUCAGAGGAGCCCCAGGAGACCCUGCCAAGGGGAUACUUGGGCCGACUGGAAAAAAAGGUGCCAGGGGAGACAUCGGCCCGGUCGGCCCCACGGGCCCCCAGGGAGUCAAAGGCGAACAAGGAGGCAAAGGAGAUAAGGGUAGUCCUGGUUUUGGGAUUCCAGGACAGCAGGGACCAAAAGGAGAGAACGGCGAGAGAGGAAAUGUUGGUUUGUCCGGAAAACCAGGACCAAAGGGAUUCGACGGCUUUAAAGGUGACAAAGGGAAUAUUGGGUUCCCUGGCAAUCCUGGAGAACCAGGAUUAAGAGGUAAAGAUGCUGAACCCGGAACCAAAGGAGACCAAGGAAUUAAGGGUGAACUAGGUCCAUCCGGACAGCCUGGUGACAGAGGAAUCAGGGGUCCACUGGGGUUACCAGGACGACCAGGGGACCCAGGAGAUAAAGGAGAUAGUGGGAAACAUGGGCUGCCAGGCACAGAUGGAAAGAGAGGCGACAGAGGCGAGCAAGGGAAACCUGGACCUCCGGGAGCACAACUUGUCGCAGACAACAAUAUAUUGACAAGAGUGAUUAAGGGUGAACCAGGAGAGCCGGGUCGCUCUGGCCUGAGAGGAGAAGCAGGUCUUCCUGGAUCACAAGGUCCAGAAGGCAAACCAGGAGUACCAGGGUCAUCUCUGGGUGGCUCUGGUAGAAAUGGACUUGAUGGUUUACCAGGGAAACCAGGAGCGAAGGGGGACCAGGGACUGAAGGGCGAGCUGAGUCCGAAAGGAGAAAAAGGAGACCAGGGCCGAAUUGGGAUCGCAGGAAUGCCUGGUUUACCUGGAACUCCAGGGAGAUCUGGCAUUGAUGGGAAGAGAGGCCUGCCAGGAAACAAUGGAGAACGAGGAAGUAAAGGAGAUGACGGCAAAACGGGCGAUAAGGGAGACACGGGUGCAAAUGGUAAAGACGGCAGCAGGGGGGAGCCAGGACCUCCAGGUUUGCCUGGUAGACAGGUGAUUGUCACCCCAGAGGGCGCCACCAACGAGGAAGUCCGCCAAGCCUUUCCGAUCCCAAUGGGUCCUCCAGGAGCUACGGGUUCACCAGGAACAAAGGGUGAUCAGGGAGGACAAGGCCUGAACGGAGAGAAGGGUGAUGCCGGAGCUCCUGCAAAAUCAAUUGAGAUGAAGGACAUUGAAAUCAUGUUUGAAGCCUACGGCAUACGGCUGCCUUUGCUGAAGGCUUUGAUUGACCGGCUGCUGCAGGAAGGAAUAGAGGAGCUGCUUCAUGUGCUCGGCACCGUCAAGAGCACAAAGGAAAAAACAGACACUCACACGUCCAACGUCAUCACUGAGUUCAGCAGUCCAGUGAAAUUUGACCUCACCAGCCAGACGAGGUCGGACUUGGACGUCACUGAAGUCCCAGAUUUGGACGGAGGGAUUCCAGAUUCAACGUCAGUCCAGGAGCUCGACAGGAUUCAGACCAAGUUGAACGGAUCCAGAUGGACCAAGACGGUUGAUGGAAACACUAACAAAGUGUCCUCACUAAAAAUCAAUCGAACUGAAGUAAAUUCUACUUAUAAUUAUACUACGGCUCAGGAGACGGUUUCAGGAUUACCCGAAACUGUGGUGGAGACAGUUGUCCUCACUCAGGACGACUCCCUGAAGAAGAGUUCAGGACAGAAGAAGAAGAACAGGGAACGUGGGAAGGGCAAAGGAAAUAAAGGACGACAUAAGAGGCAGAGACACCGCCUGACAAGUGGAGAGCAAGUUGAAGAAGAAGACGAGGAGUUUUAUAACGCUGAAGAAUACGAUGAUGAAUAUGAGGAAGAACUUUCCCCACACAACUCUUCUACUCUACAGGAGAGCCGAGACAACAGAGAGUUAGAAACAUGGACACACACCUCCAGUCGUCCUCUGACGCCCUCCGCAGACACACAGACAGAUGAGCAGGCCGCCUCGACAACCACAGACCCCCCGCCUCAACCCCUGGAGGAUGUGGAGGAGGAUGAGGCGUCUCUGCCUUCACCUCCCGUCACGACAGAAGAACCAGACAAGGUGCCUCAAUCUCAACUGAGGGUGAGAAGAGGCGCCCCCUGGCCUGAUUCCUCUGUGUUCAUGCCAGGCGCCCCUGGUGGAAGGAAUCGGUUCAAGGAGGAACAAAAACAUCUGUCCUCUGGAGCUGCAGGUUUCCGCGGCUUCAAUAGGAAGCAGGAGAACCCUGAUCUUCACAAAGACACCAGGAGGGAGAGGCAGGAGAGAAGAGAGAGUGAGAUUCAUGCAGAUAUGCAAGGUGGAGGAGGUAAAGACACUAAAGAUGAAGAUGGGGAAGAGUGGAAGCUGGAAAAAGAGGAAGAAGUGGAGCCGGAUGGAUUUACAGAAACUGUCCCUGAUCCAGUUUACGAGGAGGAGGAGAGGAGCGGAGACUACGACUGGGAUCCUGAGGAGGAUGUGGACCGGGAGAGGGAAAGAGAGGAGGAGCGGUUGGAGAUGGAGAGAGAGCGAGAGGAGCUGGAGAAGGAGAGGGAGGCCGAGCUGGAGAAAAUGGACCGAGAGAGGGAGGCUAAGAUGGAGCGGGAGAAAGAGAAAGUGGAGAGGGAGAAGAUGCUGGAGAGACAGAGGGAGGCUGAGAGGAAGAGGGAGGGGAGAGAGAGAGAGGAGGGGGAGAGAGACCUGGACAGGGAGAGGGAGGAGUGGGAGAGGAGGAGGCAGGAGAUGGAGAGGGGGAGAGCAGGAGGCUAUGAUGAGGAGACUGGACAGCCUUACCCGUACCCUCCAGAGUAUUUCUACCUGAAGGGACAACCAGGGGAGAAUGGAAAACCAGGACAAAAGGGAGAAAUUGGUGAAUUGGGACAAAAGGGAGAACCAGGUAUCGGCCACAGAGGACCUGAGGGCCAGGCUGGUCCUCCGGGACAGAAGGGGGAACCAGGUGAGACUGGGCCUCCGGGCGCUCAGGGCAUCCAGGGUAUCCUUGGUAACGCAGGCAUCCAGGGCUCCCCGGGCCAUAGGGGUCCCCCAGGGGACGCAGGGGAGCCGGGCAGAGAUGGCGAUCGAGGUAAAAGGGGGAAGAACGGAUCCCCUGGAGCUCCUGGACUUCGAGGACCACCUGGAUCUCAUGGUCCGCUUGGUUUAUCUGGAGGAAAAGGAGAAAAGGGGGACAGUAGUCCAGGAGAACCGGGUGCCAGGGGUGUGACCGGUGUCCCAGGCAGAAGGGGUGAAAUGGGUCCUCUGGGUGUUAAAGGAUCUCCGGGACAUAUGGGUUCGAAAGGAUUUCGAGGCAGCAAAGGAGAAAGGGGAGAUGGUGGGCUACCGGGAAUCAGAGGAGAGAGGGGCAGUGUGCUUCAAAUCCAAGGACCUCGAGGAUUUAAGGGAGUCAAAGGAUAUCCGGGUGAGCGAGGUCCACCGGGUUUCGACGGCGACAAAGGAGAAAAGGGCGAGGACGGACCUCCUGGAUUCAAGGGCUUGAAGGGUGAUGCAGGCACGAAGGGGGCAUUGGGGAGGUUUGGAGCACGAGGACCUGUGGGGCAGAAGGGAGAUCCAGGAGAGCCAGGACUCAACGGAGUGAUGGGUCGCAGCGGGGAUCACGGAGUGGACGGGGCCAAAGGGGACAAGGGAGAUGUAGGACUGCAAGGUCAAAAGGGUGAUCAGGGCGACUCAGGGGAAGCAGGGUUACCAGGAGACAACGGGGAGAAUGGAGAGAAGGGUUUCAGAGGAUUACCCGGACGCAUCGGGAAUCCAGGCUUCAAUGGAGAGAAGGGAGAAAUGGGGAUACCCGGCGCCGCUGGUAUGCCUGGACUGAAUGGACUCACGGGUCGCAAGGGCGACAAAGGACAAGGAGGGACCAGUGGCGUUGAUGGUGAACCAGGAGUGAAAGGGGAAAGGGGUGUAUCAGGGUUCUCGGGUUUCCCAGGUUUUAAGGGUUCAGCAGGGAGUUCAGGCAGGGACGGAGAUGAGGGGCCACCAGGGACCCCAGGUCCUCGGGGGGGUGGUGGGCCUAAGGGGGAGAGGGGCCGAAGAGGAAGAAUGAAGCCGUGUCAGAGGGGAGCGUCGGGGACACCGGGACAAAAUGGACAGAGUGGCAUAGUUGGGAGUUCAGGAGUAAAGGGGGAGAAGGGAGAUCCUGGACUCUCAGCUGAAGACGUGAAGGAGAUAGUCACGCAGGAGGUGGCAGAUAAGUGUGGACUGGAAUACAAGUUCAUGGUAAGGUCAGUGGAUCCAGAUGGAACAACAGCAAAGACUGACAGUAAAAGUGAGCCGGGAGAUGUGGUGAUAUCUCUCUCUCGUGACGGAGAGGGAGAAGAAGAAUAUGGAGACAGGGCGGAGGAAGUGGACAGUCCUGCCCCUGGGAUCCCUGGAGAAGAAGGGAUGAUACCAAACCGCACUGAUUCUGUUGAUGGAGCGGAGUGGGGCCAGAGGAAGAAAAGAAGAGUAUUUGGAGAGAACGCAGCUGCCUCGGCAGCUGACCGCUGUCUGGAGCCCAUGUCAGAGGGGACGUGCUCAGAGUACGUUCUGCUCUGGUACUUCCACCGUCGCUCAGGGGAGUGCCGGCCGUUUGUGCACGGCGGCUGUGGCGGCAACCGAAACCGGUUCUCCACAAGGCAGGAGUGUCAGAGCUGGUGUGGGAAGCAGAGGACAGGCACUGAACCCUGGAGAUGAAGCCAGCAACCCGAGAUAAUAUCCUCAUUAUGUACAUAACUGUGUAAAAUGUUAUUAUUUUGUGUUUUAUGUUGCUUUUAUUUAUACAUUUUAAAAGCUGUGUCUCGAUGUGUUGUAUGGAUUCGAAUAUGUGAAUGCUGAAAAUGUUGUAAUUAUAUAAAUAUAUAUAAAAUC
Messenger RNA from Hippoglossus stenolepis (Pacific halibut), 9623 nucleotides. RefSeq names its product collagen type VII alpha 1-like (gene col7a1l). NCBI's taxonomy places the organism in Eukaryota, Metazoa, Chordata, Actinopteri, Pleuronectiformes, Pleuronectidae. Bases 414 to 9449 code for a protein of 3011 amino acids. Gene Ontology annotation, molecular function: protein binding; serine-type endopeptidase inhibitor activity. The transcript has 109 exons. The record is from RefSeq and is a predicted model, not a curated record.